AUGCCGUUGUACUGGACAGAAAACAGAUAUACCGGGGUAGUGAUUAACUGGGACUUUGUGUAUUGGCAAGCUGAUCUGAUAUGGAUCUUCAUGGUACUUGUAUUUCGAGCAGUAGACUGUAGCCGAAUGGAAGCUAGUAAACAUAUGGAAAUGGGAAGAGAGUUCCUUUCUAAGGGUCAGUUUGCCGAUGCUUUAAGUCACUAUCAUGCUGCCAUCGAUUCAGAUCCCAAAAAUUAUCAGACUCUAUAUAGUCGUGCAACAGUAUACCUCGCUAUUGGUAAAUCCAAAGCAGCGCUACCCGAUUUGGAUUCAGUGAUUAGACUGAAACCAGACUUUAUCGCUGCUCGCAUCGAAAGAGGAAAUGUACUGUUGAAGCAAGGCGAUAUACAUCAGGCAAAGGCCGAUUUCGAGGCUGCUGCAAAAGCAGAUCCUUCAAAUACAGAUGUGUCGAAAAAGUUGUCAUCAGUUGAAGAAGUAAGGCAAAUCAUUGAGGAAGCUGAUGAUUAUUUUGAUGUCGGUGACCUCGCUUCCGCAGAGCCACUUUAUAGUAGUGCCAUAAAAGUUUGUCAGUGGUAUGCGGAUUUAUACAAAAAUCGUGCAAAAUGUCGAGAAAAACUCGGAGAUGUGCAAAAGGCAAUUGCAGAUUAUAGAACUGUUACGAAGUUAUUGCCGGACAGCACGGAGACAUUCUACAAAAUCUCACAGCUUUAUUAUUUAACGGGUGAUGUUGAAGAAUCGUUAAACCAAGUACGGGAAUGUUUGAAAUUGAAUCCAGAUGACGAGCUGUGUUUUCCUUUUUAUAAAAAAGCAAAGAAACUUGCAAAAAUGCGUGAGUCACUUAAUCAGCUAGUGCGAGAAGAACGAUGGAUGGAUUGUUUAGACAAAGCGACGCAAAUUUUGAAAACUGAGAAAAAAGUGGAAAAUAUCCAACUAGAUGUUUAUAGGCAAACGUGCAAAUGUAAUCUAAAUGCUGGGCAUUUUGCUGAGUCGAUAGCGGCUUGUUCAGAAGUGCUCAAAGUUGGUGAUCCGAAUGAUGUCGAUGUACUUUGCGAUAGAGCAGAAGCAUUUUUAAUGUUUGAAAAGUAUGAUGAAGCAAUUGAAGAUUAUCAGAAAGCACUAAGUGGGCAUGAAGAAUCGCGACGAGCUAGAGAAGGUCUUCAUAGGGCGCAGAAACUGAAAAAACAGGUUGGAAGAAGAGAUUACUACAAAAUCCUUGGCAUCAGAAAAAAUGCCAAUAAAAUGGACAUUAUCAAAGCGUACCGGAAGAAAGCACGAAAAUGGCAUCCAGACAAUUUCAGUGACGAAAAGCAGAAAAAAAUAGCGGAGAAGAAUUUUAUUGACAUUGCAGCUGCGAAAGAGGUACUCACUGAUCCAGAAAAAAGAGCACAAUUUGACAGAGGAGAAGAUCCGCUGGAUCCAGAGCAACAGCAACAAGGAGAUUUCCAUCAUCCUUUUCAGAGCGGAUUUUCGUUUGGUGAAAACAGUGGCCCAUUUUCAUUCCAAUUUCACUUUGGUUAA
Molecule: messenger RNA, 1518 nt
Organism: Brugia pahangi
Lineage: Eukaryota; Metazoa; Nematoda; Chromadorea; Rhabditida; Onchocercidae
Source: the annotation of a GenBank genome assembly